AUGGAAGAAGUUGCGUGGGACUUCAUGCAGCUUGCAAAGUCCAGCGACUUCGUCGCGGACCACCAGCGCAAGAUUGCUGAGGUCACUGGCAUUAGUCGAUUCCAGCAGCAGCUUUUGCUAGGGCACAAAGUCCUUCCAAGGAGGCGUUCCUGGGCCCAACUGGGCGAGCCCAAAGAGGUCCAGGUGACCCUUCAGCAGCCAGUGCGAGUCUUCGAGUGUGCCGAGCUUCUGAGGGCGGCCUCUGACGGCUGCGUGCCUCGCUUGGAGCAGCUGCUCCUUCGGUUUCAAGAUCCGAAUGCCAGGGACGAGCGCGGGAAGCCGGCGCUGUGGAAGGCUAGCGCCAAUGGCCACUUGGCAGCAGCGCAGCUGCUGCUAGAAGCAGGUGCCGAAGUGGAGGCGACGCGGCCAGGCAGCUGCAGCAGCCCGUUGUUCAUCGCGGCUGCGGGGGGCCACUUGGAGGUUGUGCAAUGUUUGCUCGGGGCCGGAGCGCCGGUGGAUCAGGCCAACCAGAGCAACCGGAGUCCCCUGUUCGCAGCUUCCCUCGAGGGCCAUACGCAGGUGGUGCACUGCUUGCUGGGAGCCAGGGCCGAUAUGAACAAGGCCACUUCUGCUGGCCGCACCCCGCUCUUCGCAGCUGCUGAGCAAGGAUCUGAGGAAGUUCUUCGCCUUCUCCUGCAUGCUGGCGCAGACCCUUCCAUAGCGACCAUUCAUGGGGACACUCCGCUUUUCGCAGCCGCUUCCGAAGGCCAUGCAGAAGUUGUCCAUGCAUUGCUGCAUGCCGCCAACGUCUCCCCAGACCGGCGCAUCCUGAUUGCUGCAGCAGAAGGAGGGCACACAGCAGUGCUGCAGUGCAUUCUACAAGUUGGCGAUGCAGGAUGGCGGAAGGGUGCAGAGGAGCUGCUUUUGCAGGCAGCCGUUCGGGGCCAAACCUCAUGGCUGCCAUGCCUCUUUGCCGCUGGCAUUGACAAGGACGCCACCGCAGACUUGGGCUUCACUGCCCUGGGCAUUGCAAGCCAAUUCGGGCAGACGGCGGCAGUGCAGUGCUUGCUGGAUGCCCGGGCCGAUACAAAUAGGUGCAUGUCAAAUGGCUCCACCCCGCUGUUGCUCGCGGCUGAUUUUGGCCGCCUUGAUGUCGUGCAGUUGUUACUCCAGGCAGAUGCCAACAUUCACCACGCAUUGAAAGAUCGCUCAACCGCUCUGACUUUGGCGGCCAAGCGUGGACACGCCGAUGUGGUCAGGUGCUUGCGCGAGGCUUCCAAAGCUGAGGCCCUUGCUGGCUAUCCAGUGCCCCAUGUGCUUUGGGGAACGCCCCAAGCUGCAUGA
Molecule: messenger RNA, 1323 nt
Organism: Effrenium voratum
Lineage: Eukaryota; Dinophyceae; Suessiales; Symbiodiniaceae
Source: the annotation of a GenBank genome assembly